Schistocerca gregaria is the source of this 1841-nucleotide messenger RNA. RefSeq names its product T-complex protein 1 subunit theta-like. The record is from RefSeq and is a predicted model, not a curated record. Gene Ontology annotation, biological process: protein folding. NCBI's taxonomy places the organism in Eukaryota, Metazoa, Arthropoda, Insecta, Orthoptera, Acrididae. The transcript is spliced from 4 exons. Gene Ontology annotation, molecular function: ATP binding; ATP hydrolysis activity; ATP-dependent protein folding chaperone. Gene Ontology annotation, cellular component: chaperonin-containing T-complex. The coding region runs from base 92 to 1711 and encodes 539 amino acids.
CUCACUUUCUCCGUGCCGAUUUAGCAUAUCACUUGAAUAUUCUCCCCCAUCUCGUCCAGCUCCAAUACGUCUAUAGACACAGCGUGUACAAAUGUCUCUUCAAUACGCGCUCUUAAAGGAGGGAACUCGCCACUUGAGCGGAGUCGAUGAGGCAGUGUUCAAAAACAUCGAAGCCAUCAAGGAUAUGAGUAGGAUAAUCAAAACGUCCUUCGGUCCUCAGGGAAUGAGCAAAAUUUUGAUCAACUCCCACGAAAGAUUGUUCGUGACCAAGGAUUCCUCAACAGUUUUGAAGGAACUAGACAUCUUUCACCCCGCCGCAAAGCUGGUUGUUAUGAACGCGACGCGACAGCAAGAAGAGGUUGGCGAUGCGACCAAUCUUAUGGUGUCCUUGUGCGGCGAAUUGCUUGCUCACGCCGAGUCCCUCCUUCGCAUCGGAUUGCACAUUAGUGAUAUCAUUACAGGAUACAUGAACGCCGGAGCCAAAUCCUUGGAAUUGCUAAACACGCUCUCCGUUUCACAGAUCGACGACUUGCUAUCUCAGGAGCAAGUGACCAAAUUCUUUCGGCCCGUUAUCAUGUCCAAACAAUAUGGAUUCGAGGACACGAUCGCCCCCAUCGUGGCCAAAGCCUGUAUUCAAAUCUGUCCUAAGAACCCCGCUACAUUUGACGUAGAUAAUGUUCGCACUGUCAAAAUACUAGGCGGUGCCGUAACGGACAUGCUCUCGAUCAAGGGCAUAGUAUUCCCUCGAGACAGCGAAGGCACCAUAAAACGUGUGCGAAACGCUAAGGUAGCCGUCUUUGCGAAUGGCCUCGACCAAGGAAAACCGGAGACAAAAGACGUCUACUUAGUGACCUCUCCGGAUCAACUGGAAGGAUACCAAAAAUCUGAAGAGGACAGAAUGGAAAAAAUAGUCAAGGAGAUUGUAGAUGCGGGCGUCACCGUAGUCGUGUGUCACGGAAAAGUGUCCGAACUAGCAAUGCACUUCCUUGAGCGCUAUCAGGUGAUGGUCAUCAAGCUCAUGUCUAAAUUCGACAUCACUCGAACCUGUAAAGCAGUCGGCGCCGUACCUGUCCUCAGAAUGGGCGCACCGACCCCUGACGAGCUAGGUGUAUGUGAUGACGUGUAUGUCGAGGAAAUCGCUGGCACUAAAAUUGUUGUAUUUUCGCAAUCCAAAGAACACUGUCGAAUUUCAACCAUAAUCCUUCGUGGUGCCACUGAAAACAUACUGGACGAUUUGGAGCGCGCAGUUGAAAACGCCGUAUCCCUUUACAAGGUCAUGACGCGCGAUCCUCGUUUUGUUGCCGGCGCCGGUGCAACCGAGAUGGAAUUGGCCACCAAACUCAAAUCCAUCGGCCAAUCUAUCUCCGGACAAGACCAAUAUGCCUUCAAAAAAUUCGCUGAAGCAUUCGAAAUCGUCCCCCGUACAUUAGCAGAGAACUCCGGAAACGACUCAACCGUCGCCAUAUCUGAUCUCUAUGCUGAACACACCAACGGAAAUCAAUACGCCGGAUUUGACAUCGAAAACGGAAUUCCCAAAAAUGUUGUCGAUCUCGGCAUUUUUGACCAUCUGGCCUCCAAAGAACGUGCCAUAUUUUUGGCAACAGACGCCACUAUUUCCGUCCUAAAAGUAGACCAAAUUUUGAUGUGUAAACCUGCCAGCGGCCCAAAGCCACCCAAGAUGAGAGGACCGGACGACCAUCCUGGUAUCUAGAAUGGGGACCAAUACUAACAUAAAUGUGAAACUCGCGUGACUUAAUCCUCUCGGCACCACCCAGCGUGUUCAGAGGUGAAGUUGACAUACAUAACCUAAAAAAAUAAAAACGGCCCACGUUUUGAACUAA